Molecule: messenger RNA, 1515 nt
Organism: Symbiodinium necroappetens
Lineage: Eukaryota; Dinophyceae; Suessiales; Symbiodiniaceae
Source: the annotation of a GenBank genome assembly
AUGCUCCCGGAAGAGGCUGCAGCCGCUGCCCGAAAGUCGGUCAGACGCUCAAAGAUUGCUUUCCCGGAGUUGACAAGUCCCGCGUCCGUCCAGCAGGUCUUGGCUCGACAUGCAAAGCUUGCUGCACGGUGGCGAUCUGACACCUCCACAUUCAGCGCGCUAAACCUGGAAGUCGCGGAUGUGAAGCCGUCGCUGCAAUCUCCUCUGUUCACGCUCCUCCUCAAGUCUUCGUUCAAGCCUUCGGAGAAGGCCCAGGUUCCGGAUGCUAAGCCAACCGUGGAGCCAGAACAGGACGAGCAAGCUCAACAGAAGGCCUGGCUGGCGACCAGACAGAAGCUUCUCAGCUUUCGAAAACUUGUUGAGGACUCUGUGCCUCCUGAAAUGGUUGGCCUCGGGACGAAACUGAUGAUUGUUCCCAGCAUGGACCCACUCAAGCGACAGCAGUCGGAACCGUGUCCGCCCACAUUCACCGAAAAGUCGAUGCCCAAGCGGCAAACCUCAACAAGAGAGCCGAGGAGUCGUGGCGGCUCAAGAUCAGGGAUGUCCCCUGCGAUGGUCUCUUGGACUCCAUCCGCAAAUGCCUACCGCGUCGGAACUACACCGCAGUCUGACAUUGAGAGCUUGAAGCGGAAGGUGCAAAGCUUGCUGAACAAAGUGUGCCCUGAAAAUUUGGCCACCAUCGUUGGGCAGAUCGCCGCCGUUCAGGUCGAGGGGCAAGAGCAGCUCGAAGCGAUCAUUGAGUUGAUCUUCCGGAAAGCAGUCACCGAACCACACUAUUGCGAGACAUAUGCGGAUCUGGUUUUCAGCCUCAAGUCGGUUUACCCAGACUUCCCCAGCCCCGAUGGUGGAAAGCCGGUGACCUUUCGAAGUUUGGUCCUCAACAUUUGUCAGAACGAAUUCGAGGAGCUGUUGGCAUCUUCCGACCUUACGGAAGAAGAGAAGUCCAACUGCGAUGCAGAGGAGAAGGCACACCUGAUCAAGCAAAAGAAGCACAGAAUGUGUGCAAACAUGAAGUUUAUCGGGCAUCUGUUUCUGCGACAGCUUCUGUCCACGAAAGUUGUCGGCUCCGUCAUCUGCGAGCUGGUUUGCUUCGAUGAUGACAAGACAACGCCCGAGGAGCAUGCGCUUGAGUGUGCUUGUGAGCUGCUCCUGACAGCCGGCUAUACGAUGGAGAGCCUACCAGCAGGAGAAGUGGCGCUGAGACUAGCAUGUGACAGACUCAAGGACUUGAAGGUGCGCAAGACACCUGAAGGAAAGAAUGCGUACAGCAAAAGGAUGCAAUUCAUGAUCCAGGAUGUUUUGGAGACCCGGGCCGCCGGCUGGUCGAAAAAGGUCUUCAAGGCCUCGGCCAAGACCAAAGAGGAGCUGCGCGAAAGCAGUGAGAAGGCCAGUGGAAAGGACACAGUGGCAGAGCACGUGGUCACAGGAAAGCGACCUGUGUACCUCGGCUCCAGGCUGGAACAAACCACGUCCGUUUACGUCACAAUGUGCACCGCAUUCUGCUAUGCCAGGUGA